Molecule: messenger RNA, 957 nt
Organism: Cucumis sativus (cucumber)
Lineage: Eukaryota; Viridiplantae; Streptophyta; Magnoliopsida; Cucurbitales; Cucurbitaceae
Exons: 1
Coding region: 100-822 (240 amino acids)
Source: RefSeq, a predicted model, not a curated record
CUCUUCCAUUUUUCAUCCAAUACCAACACCAAUACCAAUUCCAUUCGAAGAUUUCCCUUUUCCCUUACCCUAAAUUCUCUGUCCAGUUCCAUCCUCACCAUGGUGGUUCCUCUCGGCCCCGGAAAGUUCUACGGCAGCAGCCUCCCUCGUCCCCGCUACUACUCCGACGUUAAGUUCAAUGAUGAGCGUGUCGAUCCACCGACUCCAGUCCUCGAUCCACUCCUUUCAUGGGCUAACGAGGCUCAUUGGUCAAUGGGUGGUCUUAGCUUCAAUCGCCUCAGGCUUCAAGGUCGGAUCGAAGGCAAUGUUCACAAACUUCGAACCGAGCGCGAGAAGGUUGCCAAGAAGAAGCUUAAAGCACAAAAACUUGACUCUGCGCCAAAGAGAUCUGACCCAGAUGCCGGAGCCGAUGCCCAUCGCCAAUUGAAGAAGGCGAGAUCUGUAACUCCACCACCGGCACCGAUUGCAACCAAGAGACGGCGAUUGAUGGUUCUGUUUGAAGAUGAGGACGAUAUUGGCAUGGAAAAGGAAGAGAUUGGGGUUGUGAAGAGGAGAUUGGUGAAGAAACUGGGAGAUGAUUUUGAUCGGGUGGCUGCAGAGAGUAAGAGGAGUCAAUUGAAGGGUUUGAAGGACAGAAGCUCAGAGAUCAAUGGGGUUAAUGAAUCUGUAAUGAAGAUCGUUGAGGAGAUUAAUAAUGAAAAUACUAAAGUAAAAAAGACCAACAUUGAAAGAAAGGGAAAAACUGGUGGAAAUGUCGAGUCUGUAUCUGUUUCUGGGUCAAGAUCUUCUCCCAGAUUGGCUAAUAAGCGUGCCUUAAAUUGAUUUCAGUAUAUGAGUAUAGUGUAGUUUUUUUUAAUCUUUUGGUCUCCGAUUUUCAAACCUGAGCCAACUCUUGUAAUGUUCAUUUCUUUCUGUGGAAAUAUGAAAAUGGAAUGUAUGUCCUUCAAUUAUCUGAUC